Messenger RNA from Styela clava, 4171 nucleotides. RefSeq names its product ras association domain-containing protein 5-like. Gene Ontology annotation, biological process: signal transduction. Lineage: Eukaryota; Metazoa; Chordata; Ascidiacea; Stolidobranchia; Styelidae. The record is from RefSeq and is a predicted model, not a curated record.
AAUUACAAAUUAGGUUUUAAAUUAAUUGGUAAUGUGUUAAUAUGAGUAAUAAACCAUUCUCAACGAUUGAAAAGAAACAAUUACGGCGACGGACAGAAGAAAUUGUUAAAAAUGCCUCUGGUGCAAAGAAAGUAAACGAAAAACCAGUGGGGCGUGCAGUACCGCAGCCAAGGCAAAGCAAUGUCGUGUCACCAUAUAGUGCAUCAAAGAAUGGGGAUGUAAAGUCUCCUCCCUCCAGACCAACAUCAGCAGCAAAUUCGAAACCUCCAACACCAUGGCAACGACCUAAAAUUACCCCUGCAUCUUCAAACAAAGAGGCAAAUAAAUAUCGGAGGCCGACAAGUGCUUCAGCGGCCCGCCGAGUCAAUAACUCUGGGCCUGCGAAUUCCGGAACGAAACCGAACAAUUCCAACGUGAGCAAUACACCGGGACUUAAACCUUCAGCCAUUAAUGCAAAGAAUAGGGCGAGGGCUGCAUCCUCAGUUACUAAUAACAACAGUUCUACGCCACAUCCACAGACGAAAGAUAUUCCAAAAGAAAACCCUCGUGCACGUUCUACUUCAACUCCUUCUACAAAAGAAGCGAAAGACGCCCCAGCUAAGAAGCCAGUCAUGCAUGAAAAGCCAAAGGUCAACAGCAAUUCAGCUGUUUCGUAUAAAUCUGGUGAAAACGUUGUUUUGCCGAAAUUAGAAAAAAAUGACGCUACUUUGGAGACGAAAAAAAUUGCUGACACAGCGAAAUCUCCCAAUGAAGAUGAAAAACUGUUAGCUCCUCCUAGGAGAUCUCGAGCUCAUGUAAUGCCGGUAUCGAAGACAGUAAAACCGCUGAAGAAAGGCCACGAUUUCGUUCCGCAUGAGUUAACAGACUGGGUAAACUGGUGCGAUGCCUGCGGAAGUAUCAUUUUAUCGUUGUUUGGGAAAUGUGUGAAAUGCAAAAAAUGCAUGAUGGUCUGCCAUGGGAAGUGUGCAUCAACAGUCUCACUAACGUGUGAAGCUGAUGAAAUAAGAGCUGCAUCUCAGGUCGAUCCAACCUGGUACAAAACUAUUGUGGAAGAGACAAAAGAUGAGUCGACAUUAAAAGAAUACAACACGAUUCAUCGAGUUAUGCCGAUUGGAGAAAUAAAAGAAAGAAUUGAGAAGUUUAAUAAGACUGUCAAGAGCACUCAACAAAUGACGCUGCAAGAAGACGGUGAAACGUUCAGAGGCUUCAUUCGAGUCACAAUGAACUUGACUCGACCUGUGAGUGUCGGCGGGGAGGAGAAAGAAAAAGACAAGAAAAAACUACAGAGAUCGGCCUCAUUUUAUGUUAAUAAGGGGGCUGUAAAAGCAUUAUAUCUCAGUUCGAAUACGACGGCAGAGGAAGUCGUAUCUGCUUUGCUUAAUAAAUACGGAAUCAAAGACAACCCAUUGAAGUUUGCUUUAUUUGAAAAACAAGUCAGAGAAGAAGGACAUAUUAUUCUGCGUAAGAUGAUGACCCGCGAACGGCCACUAUUUCUUCGUUUGUUAUGGGGGGAUGGCAGCACACAACAACACGCAUUCAUCUUACAAGAAAACGAAUCAAGAGAGAUCCAGUGGGAAUCUUUCUCUUUACCGGAACUUCUCACAUUUUUAAAAAUCUUGGAGAAAGAGCAGAACGAUCACAUCACUUGCAUCAAAGUUAAAUUUGACAGCAGAAGACAAGACAUUGUUAGAGCUAUGGACUAUCAAAAGAAAAAGGGUGGUAAAUGACAUCACCAUGACUAAAAUACUAUGAUGUCAUAAACAUUUUUAUGAUAUUGUAAGGAGAGAAAACUUGCGCUCCGCCCUGCUGCUGUCCAUUUAUAUGGUAAUAUCACAAUUUUCUGUGAUGUCAUAAUCAAAUAGACAUCUGUAUUAUGAUGUCAUAAAUAUUUCUACAAAACAUCUGUGAUGUCAAAAUGGCCUUCUUAGUAUGGUGAUAGAGAUUUUUUUCCUUUUCUUCAAAAUUUUUUCAGAAGCUUUACGUGCCUAUGGAAAUGAUGUCAUAAACAAGUUAUGAUGUCAUACUUUUAUUACCAAAGCAUCCUUUUUGUCCCAAACUGCAAUUUUAGGAAAAAUUACUGUAGGAUUUUCAAAACUGUAAGUAAUUUGAUAUUUUAAACAUUGAACACCACAUGGUGUCAUAAUAGUAAAGAAUAUAUUGAAGUAUGAUGUCAUAUUGGCAUCAUUGUGAUGUCAGAGUCAAGUUCUUCCAAUGUGUUUUUAUUUAACUUGUUUUAUUUUAAAUGCUGCCUUUAACUGCUUGCUUUUUGAUAUGUUAUUUUUUAUCGGGCGAUCACUGACUCAUGGCCAGCGCUGGUCAUAUAUGUGCGAACCGCUUAUUAAAAUUGCAAAUUCAAGUUCGAUUAUGGAUUCUUGAUCUUAGGAAUAAUUAUGUUUGAAAAAUCGUCAUUCGGAGCAAUGAAAGUCACGUGCAAUUACGGUAAAAUUAAAACUACUCUAAUGACUGUUUAUUUAAAAUUUUCUCCGUUUCCAAAUUCGAAGCUAUUGAGUAUGCAUUGCAUUAUCUUAAAUGAUUUAUAUCAAAUUUGGUCAGUUAGAUUCGAUAGAGCAAUCUGAAUAUUCAAAUUGAAAGAAGUUAGAAGAAAGCACUCUAGAACAGGGGUAUGCAACCUGCGGCCAGUAAUAAAUAGAUACUUCAUGCGUUAACGUUAGUGGACCCACAGUAUCUGCUUGCGCGGUGCCUUAUUCUGAAUAGUACGAUUGAGAAAUUAUUAUUAAACUUAAAUCAUGCUAACUUGCACAAUAUAAAUGUGGCUUUUCGCCAACGAGGCAAUCGCUAUCCUGCCAGUUAUUGAAUCAAAUGCGGCCCUCAAGGUAAACUUGUGCAACUCGCGGAGAAGUGCCACUUUGAAUGGUGUGUGGCCCUCGAAAUAAAUUUUUAAUUUAUGGUGCAAAUUAUAAAACGCUUCUAUCCGUAACCCAAUUUUUUGUGUCUGCAACUACUAGAAAGCCUAUGUCAAAUAAAGGUGCGGUCUGCGGUUUCACAAUCCUGCUCUAGAAGACCAAAUUAUCCACUCCUAUCCCUUAGUAAACCACCCCAUCAAAUGAACCCAUUUUUUUUCCUUUUGCUCUAUUUUCCUAACCGUGGCAAUUUUAAAUUCGCAAUAUUAUAGCUUUAUAAUCGUUAUUAAGGCACUGCAAUAUGUUUGAAAUAAGCACAUUAGAAAAAUGUUUUCACUUUUUUGUAAUAAAAACUUCAUGCUUUAUCGUUAGACCCUAAUUUUCUGCUUGCACAGUGCCUUAUUCUAAGUAGAAAGAUUGAAAAACAUCAUGAGAUAAAGUUGAAUCAUGCUAACUUGCACAAUAUGAAUAUGGCUUUGUCAAUCGCUUGCUUAUUAUUAAGUUGAGAUUUGUGUUUUAUUUUCGAUCAAUGUGUGAUGCAGAACCUGGGCUACUACUCAUUAUAGCUUUCUCAAUUAUGCUACAGUAUGUACAGUACGAUUCGCUUGCACAGUGGUGAGGAGAAUAGAGUUAGUCAGUACAUGCUACCUCCAUCAACCAUAUAGACCUAUUUUAUCAUUCUUGGAAUUCCCUCUAAAAUGCCCAUUUAUGUGUCACAUAAUUGUGCAUCUUGAAUUUCGUUGAUUGUUAGUUUAAUAUUUUUUAAUUUUUGAUCUGAUUGCGCUCUUUUUAGUUUUAUUUUCUUUAUUAUUUUGUACCAUUUUGAAGGUGUGUGUCCUUAUUACGUAAAGGUAUGGCGGAACACUUGAAGGGAGAUUUGGCAAUGCACCUCUAAUGAUAAAGGCAUCAUCGAAUAUGUCACUUUAGCAUGUCAGGACACCUUUAUUGCCUGCGCCAUAGAGGCAAACAAACAACUCUCACGACUCUAAAAACCUAUGUAAUUUGGCCACACACACUAGUUUCUAAAUUUCAGAGCUCCUGCACCCCUUUUGAAAAUUCUUGGCCAUGCCACUGAGUCUAAUAUUUUUUGCUGUUGAAAGUUUUUCUCAGGUUCGGAUAAGUUGAAAGUGGGGGCAUAACCUUAACCGAGAUCGAAAAAUAACAGAAAAUUAAUGUUGCUUAUUAUUAAAUCCGUGGCUCUCAAAUAUUCAUGAUCCAUGUCCAAGACUUUCUUUCAACAUCUACGGCCCCCUGGUCUCCUAUAAAAAUACUUACUUUUGCUUUCAAUGUUUUAUAGGCAACGUUCUCAG